Lutzomyia longipalpis is the source of this 2537-nucleotide messenger RNA. RefSeq names its product RYamide receptor. NCBI's taxonomy places the organism in Eukaryota, Metazoa, Arthropoda, Insecta, Diptera, Psychodidae. The record is from RefSeq and is a predicted model, not a curated record. Bases 401 to 1843 code for a protein of 480 amino acids. Gene Ontology annotation, cellular component: membrane. Gene Ontology annotation, biological process: neuropeptide signaling pathway. The transcript is spliced from 9 exons. Gene Ontology annotation, molecular function: neuropeptide Y receptor activity.
AGUUUUCCCGCGACGGUUCUUUAGAUAACUCCACAUUGUGAAGUCAGUGCAAAAUCAUUCCCAUUGCGACAAAAUUCUUUUAUGAUCAACGAACGUAUUGGUUGAUUCUUUUAUGAGAAAAAACUUUGUGCAAAGCUAAGACUUACCUCAAUUGUUUAUCAUUAAUGAUUGCAAAUCGUCUGUGCUGUGAGGAUUGAGGCAAAUUACACAAAUGGAGCACUAAUGAAAGUAUCCAUUAGAGAUAAUGAAGGAAAUUUAUGCAGCAGGAUAUUUGAGGGCUGACAAUGAAUAUGAAAUAAGAUGGAGUGGAGGAUACCAGGAAGAUUCUUAAUGAAUACAAUAAGAAUCAGAUAAUUAUAUUAUUGGUCACACUUCUGCGUGCGCCCAGAAUUAGUGAAAUAUGGGAUCAGAAGGACUAUUACACGAGUUAUUUGGCAUUAAUAAGUCAAAGCCAAAUUAUGUCUUAGAUAAGACAAUUGCUGAUAUAUAUGCUACAAGUUAUCCAUAUCUAAAUGAAGAUUUUAUUGGCCAAUACAGCAUCAAUAGGACAUUUUUUGCGAAUGGCGACCUUCGUAAAUUCUACAAUGAGACUGAGGAUUGUUCCAGUGGUUACAAUUCACACGACACCAUACUAUCUAGCUCAUACUUCCAAACCAUGGUGUAUUUCUUAUAUAUCAGCAUCCUCCUAAUGGCCCUAAUAGGGAACGGCAUUGUUUGCUUCAUUGUACAGUCAUCACCAAGGAUGAAAACCGUCACCAAUUACUUUUUAUUCAAUUUGGCAUUAGGUGAUAUCCUCAUGUCCGUAUUUUGUGUGCCAUUCUCGUUUGUACCCACAAUUCUCCUGCAAUUUUGGCCAUUCGGAACUGUGCUCUGUCAUUUAGUUAAUUACUCGCAAGCCAUUUCCGUUUUAGUCAGCGCAUAUACACUCGUUGCGAUCAGCGUGGAUCGAUAUAUCGUCAUUAUGUGGCCACUGAGACCGAGAAUAACAAAGAGAUAUGCAAAAUGCAUUAUUGGGGUGGUGUGGGUAAUCGCUCUUGUUACCGCCUUUCCAAUUAUCAUUGUCUCUAAGCUGUAUCAGCCGGAAGGAUGGCAUCAAAAGUGUGACAAAUAUAUAUGUCGUGAAGACUGGAGUGAAGAUAGUCAGUAUUUCUACUACACGUUAGCUUUAAUGACAUUACAAUUUGUAAUUCCCAUUUUCGUCCUUUGCUUCACAUACAUUCGUAUUGCUAUUGCUGUUUGGGGUAAACGACCACCCGGAGAGGCAGAAAAUUCCAGAGAUCAAAAGAUGGCACGUUCUAAACGAAAGAUGAUCAAAAUGAUGGUAACAGUCGUUAUAGUGUUUACAGUGUGUUGGCUUCCCUUCAAUAUUUUAGGGCUACUCCUCUACGAUGAGAAAGUCCAAUCGUGGCAUUUACUCCCUUAUUUCUGGUUCGGAUGUCACUGGCUGGCUAUGGCCCACAGCUGCUGUAACCCCAUUAUUUAUUGCUACAUGAACGAGAGGUUCCGGCUGGGCUUCAUCAAGGUUCUCCACGAUAUUCCCCUAAUUAGGCGCUGUUGGUGUGUCCGACAGUGCGUCCGGGGACGUGGUGGUAGCAUCGGGGUUGGCGGUCUAGCUCUCACUGGUGAGAUGAUCGACAAUUUAAAUGGAACCGGUGGUGGUCUCACGAGGAAGACCCGUAUCCGCUUUAGGAAUCGACGAAACCUCACAGCUACAGCGUGUCAACACUUGCACAACAUACAUCAGUUCGAGGAGGAAGGCUGUCGGCAAAACACCAAUAUUGCCGACACCCUGUUCAUGUGCGGAGACAACACUACUUCGGUGAUCCGAGAGGGUGCUCGGUGAUAAUAGUCAGGAAUAAAUAUACCUUUAAUACUGCUAUUUAGAAAUAGGUAAAAUAAAAAAAAUAGUGGUACAUUAAGAUAUAAAAUUAUACAAUAUUACAUUGAAUUCCCGAAAAUAACGUCUUUUUGGGGAAAAUAUUAUUAAAAUGAUUUGAAAAUCAUUCACUAAAAUUUGUUUCAAAAAUGCAUAAAAAAUUAUAAAAUAUACAUUUCCCCAAAAUAGAAUAAAUAUUACCAAAUUAUGGAUUUUUUAUAUCAUGUAAUUUAAGAAAAAAGAAACUUUUUUAAUUAAGAAAAACACAAAAAAUCUGUGAAAAUUAAGAAAAUCAGUAACGGAUAUUUUUUGAAUGGCAAUUUGUGAAACAUGGUGAGAAAGGCAUAAAAGAAACUUGAAAUCUGCAAUAUCGACUUCAAGGUGUCACAACCGAAAUUCUGCUAUUCAAUACAUUUGAAAUUUCCAUUAAUUCAGCGAUACUUCGCCGGCGUAAGUUUUUAAUAUGUCUAAUUAAUUAAUUUAAAUUAGCAUAUAGUGACCGUUGUACAUAUCUGGGCUGUUCAUUCCCUAAAAUAUUAUUGUUAGAUAUUUUUAUGUAUACCCAGAGGGUGAUCCAAAAUAGUACCUUCCUGUUUGAAAAUAUAUUAUCACAGUCUAAAAUAGAGCUUCAAUGUCAAAAUAAAGCAAUUAAAGAGUUAAA